Molecule: messenger RNA, 2259 nt
Organism: Angiostrongylus costaricensis
Lineage: Eukaryota; Metazoa; Nematoda; Chromadorea; Rhabditida; Metastrongylidae
Source: the annotation of a GenBank genome assembly
AUGUACAUUGUCAAACGAGGUCGUAUAUUUCAGAUCUUCUACUAUCGUGAAGACGUGCAACGGAUUGCUGAGAGAGAACAGAUCGCCCUCUACGUGAAUCUGGACGAUGUUGCUCGCUAUGAUGAAGCCCUAGCAACGUUAAUUGAAGGAAACGCGAAGAGGUGCAUGGAGAAUUCCUUUAGAUUCCAUCACAUUUUCAAUGAAGUCGUAGAUGAAAUGAUUCGCGAAGUACUGGGAGAUCGUCAGCCUCCUAUUCGUGAUGCGUUAGAUGCAUUCAUAUUCCAAAGAGUGCGUAUGGACGACCAAUCAAGGAUAUCCGAAGGUUAUCUCAGUGGUACCGCUGAAGAAGUUAGAAAGAAAUACCCUCCGCAGCUACUCAGACGUUUUGAAGUGAUCUUCAAAUGCCGAGAGACCAUGAAGCCCCUUGCUGUCCGUGAUAUCAAAGCAAACUGCGUCGGCAAGCUCGUUACCGUUAGUGGGAUCGUGAUUCGAGCCACGGAGGUGAAACCGCUUCUUGAAGUGAUGACCUAUGCUUGCGACACAUGUAGUGCGGAAGUUUACCAGCCAGUAACAGGACCAUCAUUUAUGCCAGCUACGAACUGUCCAAGUAAAGACUGUGUCGAGUCGAGGGCAAACGGCCGUUUGCACAUGCAAGUUCGGGGUUCGAAGUUCGCAAAGUUCCAAGAGAUCAAGAUUCAAGAAUUAGUGGGAUUUUCUCGACUUAAGUAUGUUGUUCGUACUGAAAUACAUCAACUUCAGAGUGACCAAGUGCCUGUUGGAUCGAUUCCACGUACUCUUACGGUUAAUGUCUACGGAGAAUCAACUCGACAGUGCGGGCCUGGUGAUCUAGUUCAAAUUUCUGGUAUACUGAUACCGUUUAUGAAGACCGGAUUCCGCCAAGGUGGACUAGUGGCUGAGACAUUUUUGGAGGCACAUUCCGUUGAGAACAUACGGUGCAGUGUGGAUGAUAAAUAUGCUGAAGAAGAACUCACAGAAGAAGAGGUCGAACUUCUUGCUCAAGAUAACCUUUACGACAUGUUGGCUUACUCUAUUGCUCCAGAAAUUUACGGUCUCACCGAUGUUAAGAAAAGUUUGUUACUUGCUCUAGUUGGAGGAGUCGAUAGAAAUGCCAGUGGAAUGAAGAUUAGAGGGUGCCUCAACGUCCUACUUAUGGGUGAUCCUGGGGUUGCGAAAUCUCAGCUGUUGUCAUACGUAAACAGACUUGCACCUCGUUCGCAGUGUACUACUGGACGAGGAUCAUCAGGAGUUGGUCUGACAGCUGCUGUUGUAAAAGAUCCUGUGACUGGUGAAAUGAUUCUCGAAGGAGGAGCAUUGGUACUUGCGGAUCGCGGGAUUUGUUGUAUUGAUGAGUUCGACAAGAUGAUGGACAGCGAUCGGACAUCAAUCCAUGAGGUAAUGGAACAGCAGACGAUCUCUAUCGCGAAGGCAGGAAUCAUGACGACAUUGAAUGCUCGUGUUGCAAUUAUAGCUGCUGCUAAUCCUGCGUUUGGAAGAUAUAAUCCGAAACGAUCUAUUGAACAGAACAUUGAUCUUCCUGCGGCAUUGCUUUCUAGAUUUGAUUUGCUGUGGUUGAUACAAGAUAAGCCGAAUCGUGAUGGUGAUAGACGUCUUGCAUCUCACAUCACCUAUGUCCACAUGAAUUCUAAGCAGCCAGAGAUUGAAGGAAUGAAGCCGAUAGACAUGCGUCUAAUCAGGCAAGAUUUAAGUAAUCGUUGUGGACGUACUUGUCGAGUGCACUUUACAGACGGUUUAUUGAAGUGGCUCAACGGAAGCAACCGGUUGUUGGAGACGCUCUUCGGGAAAGGUCCGCUCGUUGAGAUGUAUGUCGAUCUGCGCCGUAAUGCACGAGAAAGCGACGACUCAACAUUCACGUCACCUCGUCUUCUGUUAUCUGUGAUUAGGAUGUCAACCGCGCUAGCGCGUCUUCGUCUCUCAAAUGUUGUGUCACCGGACGAUAUUGAGGAGGCAAUUCGACUGAUGCAAGCUAGCAAAGACUCAUUGCGCCCUGAGAUGCACCAAAAAGAGAUUCGUCACUCGCCGGUCGAUCAAGCGUUUGCGGUCCUUCGAGAACUUAACUUAUCAUCAGGGGAGGAAGCUAUUCCGUUCAAAACCGCAUUGGAAUCAUGUACUCGCAGAGGUAUAACCGAAGAAGCCCUUCGAAAUGCGAUUUUAGUUCAUGAAGCUAAUGGGGUUAUUAUGAUAGAUCCCCAACAGCGAAUCCGCUUCGUAAUGAAUUAA